Phoenix dactylifera (date palm) is the source of this 2064-nucleotide messenger RNA. The record is from RefSeq and is a predicted model, not a curated record. NCBI's taxonomy places the organism in Eukaryota, Viridiplantae, Streptophyta, Magnoliopsida, Arecales, Arecaceae.
UUUGGAUUGGAUGAGGACGGUAUAACCCGACCAAACCAUUCCCCACCCCACUCUCACUCCUUCUAAACCAGAACCUUCAAUUGCUCUGCUAAGCUCCUCCCUGAUACAGUGGUAGUACGGCGGCGAGCACAUUCCCCCGAAUUCAUUGCGGCGACGAAGAAACCCCCUCCAUGCUCUCCCUUACACUGCCCUCUCCUUCGCUGCAUCCAUGCGCGCGGCCGCGCCUAAGUGACCCCCCGCGGCCGCCGCUCCCCGUCGUCGUCGCCGCCGCCGCCUCGAGGCGGAAAAGAAGCGAAGACGACUACCACACGACCAUCAAAUCUCUGAAUUCCAAAGGCCGCCACACCCCAAGAAAAUCACUUGGCCAGCAUUACAUGUUGAAUUCGAGCAUUAACGAAGAGCUUUCGAAUGUGGCUGGGGUUGAAGAAGGGGAUGUGGUGAUGGAGAUAGGCCCCGGUACUGGCUCCUUGACUAAUGUUUUGAUAAAUGCUGGUGCCACGGUGAUUGCUGUAGAGAAGGAUCCGCACAUGGCCACGCUUGUUAGAGAUAGGUUUGGCUGUACAGAUCAAUUAGUGGUUCUGCAGGAAGACUUCACAAAAUGUCAUAUUCAUUCCCAUUUGAAUUCAUUGCUGGAGAAUAAGAACUCCGUAGGAAUCAAACCUAGAUAUGCAAAGGUAGUGUCAAAUAUACCCUUCAAUAUAAGUACAGAUGUUGUAAGGCAGCUUCUUCCAAUGGGUGAUAUCUUCUCCGAAGUUGUUCUUCUGCUUCAGGAUGAGACUGCAUCACGCUUGGCAGAUUGUUCUUUACGAACAUCAGAAUACCGACCCAUUAACAUCUUUGUGAACUUUUAUUCAGAUCCUGAAUACAAGUUUAAAGUUGAAAGAACAAAUUUUUUUCCUCAACCAAAUGUUGAUGCAGCUGUUAUUAGAUUUAAACUAAAGCAAGUUUUGGAUUAUCCACCAGUUGCUUCCCCUAAAAGCUUCUUUUCAAUGGUUAUUCUAGAUCUCCAUUCUUUUCAUGUAAAUUCUGCUUUCAAUGGAAAGCGUAAAAUGUUGCGACGGUCACUUCAGCAUAUAUGCCCAUCGCUCGAGAUUGAAGCUGCUCUCAAGAAUGUUGGCCUUCCAGUUACAGCCAGACCUCAAGAUCUUACAUUGGAUGAUUUUGUGAAGCUGCAUAAUCUCAUUACACAGGUGUAGCACUUAAUGCCAUGGAAAUAGCAUAUAAUGAAGCAUCCUUAUGAUGAAGAUGGGAGUUUGACAUAUCCUAUGGUCACAACAUGAGAAUUCCAGAGACAGAUCUAUGAUUAAAGGGACAGGAUUCACAUGGCAACCACACAUAAAGGCUGGUAAAACAUCCUACCAUCAGAUUUGAAGCCAUUGCAAUUUGAAAUGGCCAUUUGGUGACAAAGCCAUCUGUAUAAAUAAUUCAAUCAUAUGACAGCUAUGACGCUUGCUUAUUUGGAAUGGAAAAUCAAGCUUUUGAGAGAAGGUAGCACUGCGGCAGAGAAUGACUAAAAGCAAAAUGCUGAACAUGAAAUAACUUGAUUGAAGAUGUAUCGUUAAUCAAAUGGUUUGCUCAUUGGCCAAGUUUAGGAUACGGGUCGCUUCUGUUUCUCUAUUCCACUCACUGUUCCCUGAAUAGAGGGUUGCAGCAUGAAUCUCUUUAGAUUCCUCCCCGAAAUAGUGAAGAAUUAAUGAUUAUUUCUGGCUGUCUGGUUGGCUCAGAGUAGUGCUAUGCAGCGCCAUUCUAUUUAUCGUCGGAUGUGGCAGGGGUUAUUGGUGCCAUUGGCAGGGUGUUGGGUAAGUCACUAAGCUAAGCAUAAGAGGAUACUGAAUGUGUUCUUUUACUGGGACUUGGAAAAUGCUCGGAACCAUUCGAUAACGGAACAAUUUGUUCAAUGCAUGACAAUAUACAACCGUUUCAAGGAGUCGAUCUUCAGGCAGCCAACUGAAAUUCUCAUGGGGACAUUGGCUUCUUAUUUGUUAUGUCCUGCUAAGCUAUGUUAACUGCACAAGAAACGGACAGAAAUGCACAGGCUGAAUAAAUAUUUACUAAUAGGACUAA